GAGACCUCUGUUGCUGGAUGUCAUCCCAAGUGUUCGACAGACCGUUGCCUUGGCUCUUGGGAGACUUGCUGAUCAUGACGUGGAGAUGGCAGAGGCAGUCGUGAAGGCUGGCAUUCUUCCACAGCUCAUAUGUUUAUUGCCUGAGGAGAAUCGUUACUACAAGAAAACAGCUGCGUUUGUGCUAAGAGCAAUUGCUAAGCAUUCUCCACAACUAGCUCAGGCAGUAGUUCAGUGUGGAGCUCUGGAAAUGCUGGUGGUUUGCUUGGAGGAUUUUGACCCUGGAGUCAAAGAAGGUGCAUCUUGGACAUUUGGUUAUAUUGCCCGACACAAUGCAGAACUGUCACAAGCUGUGGUGGAUGCAGGCGCUGUUCCUCUUUUAGUGCUCUGUAUCCAGGAGCCAGAAAUUGCUUUGAAAAGGAUUGCUGCUUCAACUCUCAGUGAUAUUUCAAAGCAUUCUCCAGAGUUAGCACAGACAGUAGUGGAUGCAGGAGCUAUCGCUCACUUAGCUCAGAUGAUCACGAACCCUGAUGCUAAACUGAAGCGUCAGGUGCUGUCAGCUCUAAGCCAAAUAGCAAAGCAUUCAGUGGAUCUUGCAGAGUUGGUGGUUGAAGCAGAAAUUUUCCCAGUUGUGCUCACAUGCCUGAAGGACUCAGAUGAAUAUGUCAAGAAAAAUGGUGCAACUUUAAUUAGAGAGAUAGCAAAGCAUACGCCUGAGCUUUCACAGUUUAUAGUAAAUUCAGGCGGAGUUGCUGCUCUGAUUGAUUGUAUUGGCAGCUGCAGAGGGACUGUCAGACUGCCUGGCAUCAUGACACUUGGUUAUGUGGCGGCUCAUUCGGAGAACCUGUCAAUGGCAGUGAUUGUCUCCAAGGGAAUAUCACCACUGAGUGCCUGCUUGAUAGAAGAACAUGAAGAUCAUAUUAAGGCAGCAGCUGCUUGGGCCUUGGGACAGAUUGGGAGACACACUGCUGAGCAUGCACGUCAUGUUGCGACAGCAAACGUGCUGCCCACACUGCUCGAUAUCUUUGUGGACACACGCAGCUCGGAAGAUCUUAAAAUGAAAACUAAGAAAGCCUUAAAGAACAUUCUUCAGAAAUGCACGUAUCUUCCAGCACUUGAACCACUGCUUCAUGACGCCCCUCCCAAUAUUAUGAAGCAUGUUAUUGGGCAGUUUAGUAAGGUGUUACCACAUGACAGUAAAGCCCGUCGUCUCUUUGUAACCACUGGUGGACUUAAAAAGGUUCAAGAAAUAAAAGCAGAACCUGGGUCACUUCUUCAGGAAUAUAUCAACACUAUUAACAAUUGCUAUCCAGAGGAAAUAGUAAGGUAUUAUUCCCCUGGAUAUUCUGAGAUACUUCUGGAAAGGGUGGAAAAUUACCAACCAGUUUUAUAAACUUCAGUGUUUUAUUAGAGCUGCAUUUCACAUUUAUGCCUUUAUGACUGUAGUACAAAUACAGCUGUUGAAAACCUUGCUUGAUUCUCAAAUCUUCCCCUACUGUUUGAAUUACUGAAAAAGCUCAUCAAGUCUCGCAAGUUAUAUUUUGUUCUUUAUAAAUUUGUUUGUUGCUAAGUUUUUGUUCCUUUUUGUUUUUUUUAACAUUGCUACCAGAUAUUUCCACAUAUAUGAAUGGACUUUCAUGCAGGAGUGAUGAUUUGUCACAGAAACUUUUUUAGAAUCAGUAAUUUCCUUUUCCUUCCACAAGAAAGUUUUGUUAUCUCAUUCAAAUUUUAGCCUUCUCAGUAUAAUUACCAUUUUCCCUUUUUGCUUUUGCAUGUUGUUUAA
Messenger RNA from Ficedula albicollis (Collared flycatcher), 1780 nucleotides. RefSeq names its product sperm associated antigen 6 (gene SPAG6). Gene Ontology annotation, molecular function: microtubule binding. The record is from RefSeq and is a predicted model, not a curated record. Gene Ontology annotation, cellular component: acrosomal vesicle; axoneme; microtubule cytoskeleton. Lineage: Eukaryota; Metazoa; Chordata; Aves; Passeriformes; Muscicapidae. The transcript has 9 exons. Gene Ontology annotation, biological process: filopodium assembly; neuron projection extension; epithelial cilium movement involved in extracellular fluid movement. The coding region runs from base 86 to 1390 and encodes 434 amino acids.